UCUAAAUCUUUAACUUAAACGUCGAUUCAAUUUGUUUUAUGUAUGUCGUAUUGGAAACAAGUUUAUGUGAGGUAUUUUGAAAUGGUUAACUAGUUGUUUAAGAAAAAAGCUAUAUUAUUUGUUGAAACAAGGAUAUCAAUGAUGAAUUUAUUCUUCUUCCUCCUUAUGAUAUGUUGUAUAGAUGAUUCAAACGGUCAAUCACCACUUUGUGGCAAUGAAUAUAAACCAGCUGUAAAAAUAUGCAGCAUCGACAACGUGACAACACAGAAACCUGUCUACAUUACUACAUUUAGCGUCCCGAAAUUUCAGCAGACACUUUGUGAGUGUUCGAUAACUUCAAACAUUUCAGAGGUCGAUAUUUCAUUCUCUUUUGUUGAUGAUAUGGUUCCUCAAACCUUAAGCUUUAAAGUCAACGAUGAUGAAAUAAAGUCCGGGCAGCAACGCACUUUCACAACGGAGGAUCGAAGUCUUACGCUUUCUGUCCUCACAAAUGAUGGUUAUACAUAUGAAGGUGCUUGUUUGAUGGUUUCGUCAGAUUCUACUUUCAACGUUAUAUGCGGUAAGUGGUCGUUGACGUCAUCAACGUCAAUAGCAACGUCAUUGCCGUACACUAAUUCAAGUGUUGAAAUGGACAAAUAUAUCAGGAAUACAACUGACAAAGACGAUAACAACAUUAUAAUACCAGUUGUUGCUGCAUCUUUUGCUGUUUUCGUCUGCGUGGCAGUUGUAAUACUUAUCGUUAUAUUUUGCAGAAGAAGAUCUACUGAAAGAAAUAAACAGCCGAACAUAGCCAACCAAAGUGUCACAAAGAAAAAUAAUGACGAUGAAGCAGAUACCAAAACGAACAUAAAUAAUUCAGAUAACGAGUAUCAUUAUGCAGAAUCUGCUAAACAAAACAAACAUGUAAAUGCUGGCGAUUUAAAACGCUAUUCUGAUUCAAAACAGUUUAUCAACAAAGGAAACCACCACGAUUAUUCAACCUGCGCGUCAUCUGCCAAGAAAAGAAAUCCGGCUCUAAAAGCCAAAACAGAGGUCGAUACUCAAAAAAAUGAUAAUUCAGCAGUCAAUGAAAACACGUAUGAUACAACUAAUGCAGGUUCUGUUCAACCAUUCCAAGGUUUUAAUGAAUAUCAUCAUUUAGAUAACGCAGGACCAAUGAAAUUAGCGGUUGUUGAUGUAUACAAUACAAUUGAUAAUGCAAGCAAGUUUCCUGGUCAAGAAGUCGAGGAAGACGUUUCCCAUUAUCAUGUUACAAAUUCACGAUAAUACUGACCUUUUCAUUUUACAGUCUGCAAUAUUUGUUUUCAAUUUAAUUGUGUCUUUAGUAAAGUUUAUUAAGAGGCCUUUAUCUUAUCUGAUAUGUAUUUGCAAGUUAUUUUCCAUUUAUAUUUUGCGUUAUCAACGGUUUCGAUUCCGCAAAUGUGAAGAAAGAAAAGUUAAAUACUAUAGUGACUGUCUACAUUCUCACUUUAUUCUAACUGAAUUUUAAUACAUAUAUAAGGUAUUAACAUUAGUGAAUAAAAAUACACACUAUUAUACAUUGACAUCAUGGAAUAAAAAAGUAUAAAAAUAUGCUCGUGAAACAAUAUAUAUAUUUACAGUUCAGUAAUUUAAUACAACAAUUUCCUAUUCACAGUUCAAUAUAAUACAGUUUUUAAAUUACAAUUUACAUCUGGCUAUAAUUCCGUGCUUAGAAUAGGGAAUAAAGUCCUUAAAGAAGUUUUCAAUUGUUUCUUGAACAUUUCUACAGAUUUACAUUGUCUUUGGUCUCUAGGAAGUUUAUUUCACAAUUUUGGGCCAAUUGUACUAAAACUUCUAUCUGAAAAAGUUUUAUUUCUAUUAAAUGGCACUACAUAUCAUCAGAAAGCUAACUGCGAGGAUCUUAAAGAGCGUUUUGAGGUUUUGGGAGUCAGCAGAUUAAUUAAGUAAAUGUGUACGUUUCCUACAGAACAAUUGUACAUAUACAAACGUAUCUUGAUACUUAUACGAGCAUUAAUGGAAAGCGAGAGUAAAUCGAAAAGUUCUUGAUUGGAGCUAUCACAUUUUGAUUUUGCUUACUCAUUUUUAUAAUUUUAUUUCAUUUGUAAAAUUCUGCAAUGUAUUCUAUUUUGAUUGUGUUGUCUUUCUAACUUUCAAAUAUAAAUACGGCUAACGGUGUCCGUUUUCUAUUCCGUCUGACAACUAUAGUCAUGUGAAUUAACAGAACCGCAUUGGUCGCCCCGUAUGACAUUGCUUGCUCGAUUUAAUUCAGUCUGUAUAAAGACAGCAGUGGUUAAUACAAGCAAUUGUCUAUGCCCACUGACACUGGCGCUAGCAGAAUUAAACGGUAGAAAAUAAUAUGUUUUAAUUUGUAUCAAAUCCGCAAAUGUAUUCCUAAGAUGGUGAUCAUAAAACAUUAUCGUGUCAGUCCAUGUCAAUAGCAUAAUUGCGGUCCAAAAUUGUAAAAAUGGAAAACAAUAUUCUGAAGUAACCUUUUCUGUUAUCUUAAAUAUACGAUGUAGAAUAAAAUGACCGUAUUACAGUAAGUUUUAAACAUCAUUCCUUUGAUUGUAAAGACCACUGACAACAUCGACGUUACCGAUUUCAGUGUACUCACUGUCAGUAGCGUCACCAAACUCAAAGUCAGCUAUAUUAUUUUCGCCAGUUUGCUGGAACACCAAAUGUUGGGUAAAGUUAUUUGGUAAGUCUGGAUUAUCAUCAUAUGCUUCCAUUCUUUGUUCAUCAUUCGGUGCACGCUUUUGUACCAGCGAAUAUAGAGGAGACUCAUUCUUGACCAUAAUUGGUUCAGUCAUGUUAUACAAAGGAUUCUCUGUCAUAUCAUAACCAUUAUCAUCUCCGUCGUUUCUUGCAGAUGUUUCAUUCUCUUCAUGUGAUAGCAUUGGUGUCCUCACAUUUUUCUUCUGUUUCUUGGC
Molecule: messenger RNA, 2912 nt
Organism: Ruditapes philippinarum (Manila clam)
Lineage: Eukaryota; Metazoa; Mollusca; Bivalvia; Venerida; Veneridae
Exons: 6
Coding region: 139-1266 (375 amino acids)
Source: RefSeq, a predicted model, not a curated record